GUCCCCACGAUACGGCAGCACCGGGUAAAGCUCGAUUCGGUGCCCUCUGGCAGCGCGACGCUGACGCACAAUGUACAUGACGUGUGGUCUAAGGUCCACCAUGCAAUGCUGCAGAGCCAUGUGGGCUUUUUACUAGGUUCCCUGGGACUUGAAAACGAAGGCGGAUGGAGUAUUGUGAGGGAGGAGCUCUCAGCCGUCUUACGGCCUGCUCAAGCUCCCUGGUGCCAGAGCCUGUACGGCUUUUUCUUGGUAGACACUAUGCCCUUCAAGUGCUUCUUAAGGAUGCGGAUGGAG
Molecule: messenger RNA, 294 nt
Organism: Aspergillus novofumigatus IBT 16806
Lineage: Eukaryota; Fungi; Ascomycota; Eurotiomycetes; Eurotiales; Aspergillaceae
Exons: 1
Source: RefSeq, a predicted model, not a curated record